Colletotrichum destructivum is the source of this 912-nucleotide messenger RNA. RefSeq names its product Putative auxiliary Activity family 9. The record is from RefSeq and is a predicted model, not a curated record. Lineage: Eukaryota; Fungi; Ascomycota; Sordariomycetes; Glomerellales; Glomerellaceae. Bases 114 to 827 code for a protein of 237 amino acids. The transcript is spliced from 2 exons.
GAACAACGCUAAUCGGACGAGCGCAUUUGAGCACAUAUUCAUUCUUUCGGCCCUCUUCCAAGCCCCCUCUUCCGGUCUUUCUCUUCCAAGUUCACAACCCGCCCAAAGUCACAAUGAAGGUCCUCCUUUCUCUCCUUGCGGCCAGCCUGGCCAGCGCCCACACCAUCUUCUCCUCCCUCGAGGUCGGUGGCGUGAACCAGGGCCAAGGCAACGGAGUCCGCAUCCCCAGCUACAACGGCCCCAUCGAGGACGUCACGUCCAACUCCCUCGCCUGCAACGGACCGCCCAACCCCACGUCCCCGACCUCCAAGGUCAUCACCGUCCAGGCCGGCCAGAACGUGACCGCCAUCUGGCGCUACAUGCUCAGCACGACCGGCUCCGGACCCGCGGACGUCAUGGACAGCAGCCACAAGGGCCCGACCAUCGCGUACCUGAAGAAGGUCAGCGACGCCACCACCGACACCGGCGUCGGCAACGGCUGGUUCAAGAUCCAGCAGGACGGCUUCAGCAACGGCGUCUGGGGCACCGAGAAGGUCAUCAACGGCCAGGGCCGCCACAGCAUCAAGAUCCCCGAGUGCAUCGCCCCCGGCCAGUACCUCCUCCGCGCCGAGAUGAUCGCCCUGCACGGCGCCGGCAGCUACCCUGGAGCGCAGUUCUACAUGGAGUGCGCCCAGAUCAACGUCGUCGGAGGAACCGGCACCAAGACCCCCUCGACCGUCAGCUUCCCCGGUGCCUACAAGUCAUCCGACCCUGGUGUCACCCUCAGCAUUUGGUGGCCUCCCGUUACCAACUACGUCAUCCCCGGCCCCGCCGUCUUCACCUGCUAAACGCACGAUGGCGUGUAAAGAAUCAAAAGGAGGAGGAAACGGAACACUCGCUGCGAGCACAUUCAGUCUUUAGUAUCUACUCUGC